AAGUUUAAGGGGGUGGUGGCCCCUCCACUGCCGGUGGUUCACGGAGGAAGGAGGCAGCCAGCUAGCUAGCCGGACAGUGCAAGGUACAAUGCGAAAUGAAUCCGAUCGAUCAAAAACAUAAAGUUGGGAAAUGGUGCUGCAAAAAUGGGGGACCAUUCAAGGUCAUGACAUGCCACAAAAAAUUGGUUUUGGCAUUUUAUCUAGGGUAAAUUCCAUUAGUUACAUCGCAAUCAGGUUUUGGAGGCACUGCAUCCACAUGCAUCAUCAAUAAAUAUAAAAGGAAGAAGUAUGAGGAUAUGGGUUCCACACCAAAUUAAACAUCUGAGCCACUCUACAAUAUAUUUAUGUGCAACAAAUAAUCAUCAUAGCCAUAAAUGCGUUCAUAAAAAAGGGGGAAAAAAAAAAAAAGAAGAAAGAAAGAUAGCCAUUGAAACGCAUUAUUCUUAAUAAUUACCAUCUCCAAUCAUCAAAACAAUACCGUAUAUAUGUAAUCAAGACAUUAUUGACGUUGGAGAUUGAAAAUUGAAGCCACAUAUAAGACUAUUGAUUCGUACAUGGUACAAAUUGGGAGUUUGUUUUUUUCCUUGAAUAUAAGGGGACCUAUGAAGACUGAAGAAAAGGGAAGAAAUGAAGAAAUGAUUUAUCCUCUUUUCUUCACUUGUCAAUCGACAAAACAGGUUCUUGUCAAUAAACGCUCGCCCCACCUACUUGUCAUGAACUAUAUCAGAUUCUUCCCCAAGUCUAUGGCGCAAGAUAGAUUGAUAUACGUAAUCAGCAAAUUUACUUACUUUACAAAUAUUAAUUUACCCAACCUUGAGGUUUAAUAAGUUAAGCCACUAGUUUUUAGGAGCAACAAACUUAAGAGGGCUACUCUAUUGUGCGUUUGAAGCAUCUGAGAGGUCUUAUAUGAUACUUCAACUUUUUAAGAUAGAAAGAUUAGUUAGAGACACCACCCUAAUUAUAUUAUUGGUAGUUAAAAUGUUGUAUUUAGUUGAGUUCAGCCACUUACAUCUAUAUUGCCUAUCUUUUUUACUGGCGGAAAAAAAUGAAAAAAAUUGUUAAAAGAUACCAAAUAGAAACCCCCAAAAGAGGGAGGAAAAGAAACCUCACCCUUAUUUGGCUUCGCUAACCACUAAUUAAGGGGGAGGGGGAGCGCAAGUAGAUCAAUAUUACUUAAAAGGCAUAUAUAUGAUAUAUGCACAUGAAGAAGAAUUUAUAUACAGUACUGAAAUUGAAUCAUUAACUCCUAGUACUAAAGUUUACAACUUAAUUUGGUGAGAAGAGGUGCUUCACAAAAGUUUGAUCGAAUUAGCACUUAACAACCGAUCGACCCCAUGUUGCUGCUGUAAAAAACUGACCCCAUGUACUCAUAGGUGCUUUUGAAAGAUCAAUUGGCAGGCUGGCAGGCAGGCAACAAAGUCUUGUUUGAAUCAUACACAAAUUAAAAUGAAACAUUUUCUGUGUUACAGCUAAGGGCUUGCUGUGUGAUUUUUGUUUUUACUUUUGUGUACUAGUGCAUGUUGAGUCAUUAUAUAAAUAAAUGUCCCUAAACAAAUUAAGUUGUUUACCUUAAAUUUAUUCUUUUUGUAAUCUGCUUGGAUGGCCCAAAAAAAAAAAAAAGUUUGCAUAAUUC
This is a messenger RNA of Rubroshorea leprosula, 1633 nucleotides long. Lineage: Eukaryota; Viridiplantae; Streptophyta; Magnoliopsida; Malvales; Dipterocarpaceae. The record is from the annotation of a GenBank genome assembly.